Messenger RNA from Solenopsis invicta (red fire ant), 1251 nucleotides. Its product is annotated as retinol dehydrogenase 13. Gene Ontology annotation, molecular function: oxidoreductase activity. Lineage: Eukaryota; Metazoa; Arthropoda; Insecta; Hymenoptera; Formicidae. The transcript is spliced from 6 exons. The coding region runs from base 204 to 1181 and encodes 325 amino acids. The record is from RefSeq and is a predicted model, not a curated record.
CUUUCCAUGUGCUGCUAGAAGGAGACAGAAAUCCAACGGCCCUUAUCAAGAAGAAGAACGAAUUGAACAUGUGACGCAUUGUGACGUACCUACUUGCACAUGCUUGCCGGAGUUACUUGGUUAUGUUCAUAUCAGCUCAUAUGCUCUUCUAUCAAAUCUAAAUUGUUUCUUUAACUUUGUCCACAAAUUGAAAUUCGGUGAAAAUGCCCUGGCAACUCCCAAAACCGCUUCUUUACGCUUCCGUGGCGGCGACCACAUUUGGUGUAGCGUAUCUGACAAAGGAUUACAUGGGAGGUGAAAAAUAUAAAGGGAAAGAGGAUCUAAUUGAUAAGGUAGUCAUUGUGACAGGAGCCAAUUCUGGUAUCGGGAAGCAGACAGCUUUAGAGUUAGCCAAACGCAAUGCGAAAGUCAUUAUGGCAUGCAGGGACAUGGGAAAAUGUGAAACGGUACGUAGAGAUAUUGUACUCGACACAAAGAAUAAGUAUGUUUAUUGCAGGAAGUGUGACUUAGCGUCACAAGAAAGUAUUAGGAAAUUUGUUGCCCAAUUUAAGAAAGAAUAUAACAAACUUCAUAUACUUAUUAACAACGCUGGCGUAAUGAGAUGUCCAAAGAGUUACACUGAAGAAGGUAUAGAAAUGCAGCUUGGAGUCAAUCACAUGGGACACUUCCUGCUUACAAACUUGUUGCUGGACGUCUUAAAAGAGUCCACGCCGUCAAGAAUUAUAAAUUUGACAAGCGCCGCUCACCGUAGAGGCCAAAUAAACAUGCAGGAUUUAAAUUGGGAGAAUGACUAUGAUGCUGGUAGAGCAUAUGGUCAGAGUAAAUUAGCUAUAAUCCUUUUCACUCGGGAAUUAGCAAGCAGAUUGAAAGGAACCGACGUUACCGUGAACGCUGUUCAUCCCGGUAUAGUCGAUACAAACAUAACGCGGCAUAUGUCCGUAUACAACAAUUUCUUUACACGAAUAUUCCUGAAACCUUUUGCUUGGCCAUUUAUUAGAGCACCUCUGCAAGGGGCUCAAACUGUUUUGUAUGCGGCGUUAGAUCCUAGUCUUACGAAUGUUUCCGGAUGUUAUUUCGACAAUUGCAAAACCAAGGAAGUAUCAGAGGAAGCCAAGAACGAUCAGCUGGCAAAGUGGUUGUGGAAGGUCAGUGAAAAAUGGACAAAAUUAAAUGUUACUUAAAUAAAUGUACAAUAGAAAUAUACAGUUGUAAUUUGUUUUUAAAAUAUAACUUGAAUCUUUGAUAACUAUA